UGGACCGGUAGUGGUAUACCGAGUCGCUCGUUUUCGUUCUGAUAUCGUAUUCGGACGGAAUACCAACUGAUUAACUGAAUCCUAAAUCGAAUCGAAACGAAAUUGUGUUGUUGUGAAGAUGUUUGUGUUUAUAGCUUGUUUGUACUAUGAUAUUGCUAAUAAAUAUUUGGAUAACAUGUUUAUUUAGACAAAUUUAUUUAUUUAUUAGGAACAGAUUCGUAUUAGGAUUGAUUUUUUUCUCUGCUUUGACAUACUGCAUCGUUAGUUUUUUGAGUGUGCCCUUGGACCACCAUGUUGAUGAUAUAGACAUCUUGCCUGCUAGAAAGCUAGAUGAUUCCUUUCUAUGGCACUCGGAGGACGAAAACAAUGGAACUGUCAAGGUUACAACAUGUAGAAACUCUAUUCAGGGAAAGGUUCUCAUAGUAGAUGAUAAAGGUUAUGUUUGUAACCGACUCAGACAUGAGAUUUUGGAUAAUGGAUGUUGUGAUGCGUCUCUACCAAGUGUUGAACGCUACUCUUGCGAGACAUGCAAGGAUAACGGAUGCUGUAGCAUCUACGAAUACUGCAUUUCCUGCUGCUUGCACCCAGAUAAAAAAGACCUUCUCCAGAAUGUUUUGGGAAAGGCUCCAGAAACAUUCAGAGUUUUGUUUGCUUCGGUGACGGAUCAUUUUGAGUUGUGUCUCGCCAAGUGUCGUACGAGUUCACAAUCGGUACAACAUCAGAACUCAUAUAGAGACCCGCAGGCCAAACAUUGCUACGGAGACAGUCCACCUAGUACAGACAGUCUGGGAAUACUUUAGUAAUGUGUGUCCCCAAGUGCCGUACUAGCUCACAAUCUGUACAACAGAAUUUAUUUAGAAACCCACAGGCUAAACGUUGCAGAGAUUGUCCACCUAGUACAGACAGUCUGGGAAUACUUUAGUAAUGUGUGUCCCCAAGUGUCUUACGAGUUCACAAUCGGUACAACAUCAGAACUCAUAUAGAGACCCGCAGGCCAAACAUUGCUACGGAGACAGUCCACCUAGUACAGACAGUCUGGGAAUACUUUAGUAAUGUAUGUCCACUAGUGCCGUACUAGAUCACAAUCUGUACAACAACAGAAUUUAUUUAGAAACCCACAGGCUAAACGUUGCAGAGAUUGUCCACCUAGUACAGACAGUCUGGGAAUACUUUAGUAAUGUGUCUAGCCAAGUGUGGUACGAGUUCGCAGUAUGUACAAGCUCAGAACUUAUACAGAGACCUACAGGCCAAACAUUGCUAUGGGGACAGUCAACAUAGUACAGGCAGUCUAGGGACACUUUAGUAAUGUGCCUCGCCAAGUCUCGUACGAACUCACAGUCUGUACAACAUCAGAACUCAUAUAGACCCACAGGCCAACAUUAAAUAUAGACUAUUAUAGAUUUGGCACAACAUCAGAACUUUCUUAGGAAAUACUUAGCAAAAACGACUUGUUGAGUGUUAUCUUGUUCAGUGUAGAGGUACUUUAGUGACGCGGUUUACGGUAUUUGAAGCAAUAGAUAGUAAACUUAUAUAAAUUCUAAAUCAUUCUCUAAUUUGACUACUGUUUCAACAAGCAGUCUUUGGGUUCCCUAUAUUUUCAGGUCGGUUUGGGCCACAUUAGCCUUCUGAAGCUGGUUCAGCCAAAAAUAGUUUUUCGCCCAAGCGUGGAUCGAUCCCAGCUUAGAUUUUUGCUAUCGCAGAAAAUGAUUUUGCCAUUAUUGUGGGAAACCGUGAUGAUGUCCAUGUAACUGCAGUAGAUGUUCACGAUUUUGCCAUGGCCGAGGAUAAAGUUCUCUAUUUUGCUGUGGUUCAAAAUAUCGCCAUGACCACAGAAGAUGUUCUUAAUUUAGUCGGUACCACAGAAGACGUAAGCAAUUUCGCCCUAAUGGGGAAAGAAGUUCUUGAUUUUCCCUGUAACCGUAGAAGUUGUUCUUGAUAUUGCCUCAAACUCGUAAGAAGUUUAUGAUUUAUUUGCGGGGUUAGGGCUAUCGUGUACAAUAUUGUAUUAGGACUAACCAAUAUCUGCAUUGAGAAUAAUUUUUUAAUAAUCAAUACCUUCCAAAGCAACCAGAUGUUACAGCUCAUGAGUGCCAACAUCACCCAACCAAAAGUUUAAAAAAGCCUAGCUGCAACACCUCUGCAAUAAUGUCUAUUUAUUGUUGAAUAUUCUUGAACUGUGCCAGAACUGUUGUUUUAGUAAAGUAUGGUUCACUUAUUGCAAUGUUGUGGACAAUAUGGUGAUUUUGUGAGAAGUUGUUCAUAUGUUCGUGUCAGGUUCAUAUUAGUUCUUGUUGGGAUUUUUCAUUUAUAUUAAUUGUUCGACUAAGGCCUAUAUUUUUUAUAGCACUACAUUUGUUUACGGCUUGAUCAGAUUCUCGUGUGUUAGAUUAUAGAGCGUUAUAAUAAACCGUUGAGUGAGAUAGGUGUAGAUACAUUUGUUAGAGAAUCAUUUUUUGUGCUUUUUCAAAAGGAUGGACUUCAUAUGUCCCUAAUUUUGUGUUUAAAAAUCAAAAAUAAUAAGUAAAGAAACCUAGACAUAGCAGAAAGCAACAAAAAACUAAUCUCUAAAGCAGUUUAUUAUUAUCAUUCAUAACGAAAUUUAAAAAAGUACAACCAAAUGUGUAUCCAAUGUUCUGUCGAAACUAAACAGUACACAAACAAUGUGGACACUAAAGGACCAAACGAGUCUUAACUGAAUUAAUCAACAACAACGUUGAACUUGAAGACUUGAACAAUAAUUAUUAAUCAGUAAUUAUUGAGAUUAAGAUUGAUUUUAGAAAAGUAAUAAAACAGGUAAAGGCUGCUCUAUGAAUACCAAAGACAUUUUAAUAUUUUCUGAAAAAUCAAAUUAAUUUUAAUAGUAGUUUUAUUUUUGUAUUUGUUUUUACUUCUAUGUUUUGCCUGAUUUACUUGUGUAAAAAUGUAUAUAAUACAAUAUUUAGAUAUAUUUAUAUUUCUUCUAGAUUUUUAACUGCCAAAGGUUUUAUUAUUGAAUAGUUAGUUCUUUAUUGGUGCUUUAUUUGUUGAAUAGCCUAAAU
This is a messenger RNA of Macrosteles quadrilineatus (aster leafhopper), 3038 nucleotides long. RefSeq names its product SREBP regulating gene protein-like. NCBI's taxonomy places the organism in Eukaryota, Metazoa, Arthropoda, Insecta, Hemiptera, Cicadellidae. Bases 147 to 800 code for a protein of 217 amino acids. The record is from RefSeq and is a predicted model, not a curated record. The transcript has 4 exons. Gene Ontology annotation, biological process: positive regulation of SREBP signaling pathway.